Fraxinus pennsylvanica is the source of this 1017-nucleotide messenger RNA. The record is from the annotation of a GenBank genome assembly. NCBI's taxonomy places the organism in Eukaryota, Viridiplantae, Streptophyta, Magnoliopsida, Lamiales, Oleaceae.
AUGCAAUUUCUCCAUAAGAAAGUGUCAUCUCAACUAUUUAACACAUCAGACACCACCAUCCCUUCUGCCAUCACAGCACACUUUACUGAGCCUCAUAGCCCAGAAAGAGUAAGAAACAAGGACCCCAAAACUUCCAGUUCUUCCACACAAUCAAUGGCAGAAAGCAAGGAAGAAGAUGUUAAACUUGGAGCCAACAAGUUCACAGAGAGGCAGCCAUUAGGCACAGCGGCUCAAACAGACAAGGACUAUAAGGAGCCACCACCAGCACCUUUAUUUGAGCCUGGAGAAUUGACAUCAUGGUCUUUUUACAGGGCUGGAAUUGCGGAAUUCAUAGCCACUUUCUUGUUCUUGUACAUAUCUAUUUUGACUGUUAUGGGUGUUGUCAGUGGAAAGAAUAAGUGUUCCACUGUGGGCAUCCAGGGAAUUGCUUGGGCCUUUGGGGGUAUGAUCUUUGUACUUGUCUACUGUACUGCUGGUAUCUCAGGAGGGCACAUCAACCCAGCUGUGACCUUUGGUUUGUUCUUGGCAAGGAAACUUUCUUUGACCAGGGCUGUAUUUUACAUGGUGAUGCAGUGCCUUGGUGCCAUAUGCGGUGCUGGUGUUGUUAAGGGGUUCAUGAAGGGUCAAUACGAGAGACUUCAAGGCGGUGCUAACAUUGUGCAGCAUGGCUACACCAAAGGCGAUGGCCUUGGUGCGGAGAUUGUUGGCACCUUUGUUCUUGUCUACACUGUCUUCUCGGCUACUGAUGCCAAGAGAAAUGCCAGAGACUCGCACGUCCCGCUUUUGGCUCCUCUCCCCAUUGGUUUCGCAGUAUUUUUGGUUCAUUUGGCCACCAUCCCCAUCACUGGAACUGGUAUCAACCCUGCUAGGAGUCUCGGAGCUGCCAUAAUUUACAACAGAGACCACGCAUGGGACGACCAGUGGGUCUUCUGGGUUGGUCCUUUCAUUGGAGCUGCUCUUGCUGCAAUUUACCACCAGAUUGUCAUCAGAGCCAUUCCUUUCAAGAGCAGGGCUUAA